AUGGAUAAGCUAAUUGAGCAUCUGGAGUUCAACAAUGCUGUUAGUCAGAUCCGACAUGCUGCAUUUGUUAUUGGUGAGGAGUUCAGCCACAACGAGAUGAAUGCGGAGUUGGAUUCCGGUGCUAAUGACUGCAAUGCCAUUGAAUCCCAGUCCAGGCAUUUGGAUAUGGCAGGGAUGCAGCAGCUUUGUGCUCUAGAAGAUGUUGGCAAAACUCAUGACGACAUGCUAAUUGAAAGGACUGAUGGAAGUGGUGGUGACAAUGGUAGUGGUGGCGUUGGUAUGGUGGUGGGAGGCGAUGGUAGAGGCCCUCUUGGCCUUUUUCAAGAAACGAAUAAUGUAGACGAUUUAAAGAAUCAAGUAUUUUAUAGGUUUAUUCAAAGAACCUACGUAUUGCAUGUAUUCGCACAAGUGUUUCUAAUAUACACUUAUGGUGGAUUUCCCUAUGUUGUUUGGGUUGUGGGUGUGAUGACGACAUGGUCUUACCAUGUGACAUUUCUAGUGAACUCGGCUUGUCAUGUAUGGGGUACUCAAAAAUGGGACACCGGUGAUCUUUCCAAGAAUAAUUGGUGGGUGGCAUUACUUACUUUUGGAGAAGGAUGGCAUAACAAUCAUCAUGCAUUUGAAUAUUCAGCUCGACAUGGGUUAGAAUUGUGGCAAAUUGACCUUUGUUGGUAUAUAAUAAGGUUUCUUGAAGCACUCGGAUUAGCUACCAAUGUGAAGUUGCCAACUGAAGCACACAAACUAAAAAAAUCAUUCUCCUCUCAUAACAAGUUCAAGUGA
Lactuca sativa (garden lettuce) is the source of this 780-nucleotide messenger RNA. Lineage: Eukaryota; Viridiplantae; Streptophyta; Magnoliopsida; Asterales; Asteraceae. The record is from RefSeq and is a predicted model, not a curated record.